Messenger RNA from Alternaria postmessia, 960 nucleotides. RefSeq lists its product as uncharacterized. NCBI's taxonomy places the organism in Eukaryota, Fungi, Ascomycota, Dothideomycetes, Pleosporales, Pleosporaceae. The coding region runs from base 1 to 960 and encodes 319 amino acids. The record is from RefSeq and is a predicted model, not a curated record. The transcript has 2 exons.
AUGCGUUCACUCGCUCUUCUUAGUCUCUCGGCCCUGGCUGCAGCGGCCAUCACACCACAGAACAUACUGGAUCAGGAUGAAGUCAUCGAGAGGGAGGCGGGCCGGGAAUACACCGUGAAGCUGGGAUGCGUCGGAUGCCCUGUUCGUGUCUGGACGAGCCCUGAAAAGGCGGAAUGGCUACAUCCGCCUCCGAACAGCUCGCUAUUGCUCAAGUUCGACAUGACCGAGUUCAACGAUGCGUUACUCCUCAACGGCAAUCGCAUCUUCCCUCUGGACCCCAUGCCCCUUCAUAUCAAUGCCGUACAGGUAUCCACCAAUAUGCAGCAGGACGAGAUGGAAUCCGAAGACGAAGACAACGACACAUUGGAGCUAUACAAGCACAGGAGAAUGAUGUUUCCGCUCCAAUACCAGCAUACCAUCUUUCGCGCUCAAAAGCCCGAACACUUGUGGCUUCAAUUCAACGUGACUGGUCUGCCCUGGGGAGAAGGACCUGAGCCGAUCAAGAUGGGUCAGAAGGUCGUUCAGAUAUUGUUGCACAAGGAAUAUGAUGAGCACCUUGUGUAUGACAAGAACUUGGGCGGUCCCUACAUCCUCUCCAUCCAAGACGUACAAGUUGUUGAGGCCAAGAACAGAAUGCAACCACCUAGGAUGAAGUGUGGAAAGCUGGCUAUGAUGCAAACGUCAUUCGAUCCAAGCGAAUGGGACGAGUAUGGCAAAAUUGGCACGUGGUCGAGAACCUGGAACUUCUUCGUUGGCAAAAUACAGCUUGGAGGAAAUACCCUGCUUCUUCCGCUCUUUGCACUGGUUGCGGCUAGCCUCAUCAUGGCUCGUCGCCUGUUCUUGCGAAGGCAGCAGGAAAAUACAAGCACCGACUCGGAUGCCGAGACUGCUUUGUUGGGCCGCGACGCCCCUCCACCGUACGCAGACAUCCCGGUGAUCAAGAUUGAAGAGUAUGAUUAG